GACAUGAGCGGACGAGUUGGAGACUUGAGCCCAAAGCAGGAUGAAAUCUUAACUGAGUUUCGGGGGAGGAUCCAGGACAUCCUCCCGGACCUGCCUGCACAGCACGACCACUACCUCCUCCGCUGGCUCAGAGCCCGAAGCUUCAAUGUUCAGAAAGCUGAAACCAUGAUCAGAAAGCACCUGGACUUCAGGAGGAAGAUGAAAGUAGACACCAUCAUAUCUGACUGGACUCCUCCAGAGGUGAUUGAGAAGUACGUGUCUGGAGGGAUGUGUGGAUACGACCGAGAGGGAAGUCCCAUCUGGUAUGACGUGAUCGGCCCCCUGGAUCCUAAAGGUCUCCUGCUGUCGGCGACCAAACAGGACUUCCUGAAGACAAAGAUCAGGCACACAGAGAUGCUGCAGCGGGAGUGUCGGCGGCAGUCUGAGAAGUUGGGGAAGAACAUUGAAGCCAUCACUCUGAUCUAUGACUGCGAAGGACUCGGACUGAAGCACAUCUGGAAACCUGCUAUUGAGACCUAUGGAGAGAUCCUCACCAUGUUUGAAGAUAACUAUCCAGAGGGGCUGAAGAGAGUGUUUCUUAUCAAAGCUCCUAAAAUGUUUCCCAUGGCCUACAACCUGAUCAAACACUUUCUGUGUGAGGAAACGCGCCGGAAGAUCAUCGUUUUAGGAAGCAACUGGCAGGAAGUGUUGUGCAAACACAUCGACCCAGAGCAGCUUCCUGUGGUUUACGGAGGAACCCUGACUGAUCCUGAUGGAGACCCUCGCUGCAGGACCAUGCUCAAAUAUGGCGGUACGGUUCCCAGGUCGUACUACGUUCAGGACUCGGUGAAGGUUCAGUACGACGGCAGCGUGACCAUCAGCCGCGGCUCGAGCUACCAGCUGGAGUAUGAUGUGACAGCAGCCAGCAGCCUUCUGAGGUGGCAGUUUGCCAGUGAUGGAGCGGAUAUUGGCUUUGGGGUGUACAGACGGACCAAAGAGGGUGGCGGUCAGAAAGUGGCUGAGAUGCUGCAGGUUCUGCCCAGUGAACGCUACAAUGCCCACCUGGUCCCUGAGGACAGCUGCCUCACCUGCACCGAGCCCGGAGUCUACGUGCUGUGCUUUGAUAACAGCUACAGCAUCCUUCAGUCCAAGAGGGUGAGCUACAAAGUGGAGGUCCUCCCUCCCCCGGACGGACAGGUGCAGACAGACAGGAGUCCUCGCAGCAGAGGAGACAGAAGGCUGCAGUGA
This is a messenger RNA of Chelmon rostratus (copperband butterflyfish), 1227 nucleotides long. RefSeq names its product SEC14-like lipid binding 7 (gene sec14l7). NCBI's taxonomy places the organism in Eukaryota, Metazoa, Chordata, Actinopteri, Chaetodontiformes, Chaetodontidae. The transcript is spliced from 12 exons. Gene Ontology annotation, cellular component: cytoplasm. The record is from RefSeq and is a predicted model, not a curated record. The coding region runs from base 4 to 1227 and encodes 407 amino acids.